ACGGUGAAGGAGCUCUCUUCUCUUAUAUCUCGGGUCGUCAGCUGAUUGAGUCGAUUUUCGGAUUCGUGCUCUGCCCCGUGAAAGAGAAACACCGGAUAUCGACAGAACCGAAGCUCGCAUGCCAUGCACCGCGUCGGGUCGGAACCGCAGCCCGAGAAGAUUUCCGAUAUUUCGUGUCCGGAGGCCAUAACUCGAACCGUCUUGUACUCCAUUUCGGCAGCGGCAAUAGCCGUCUUCAUCGUCAAUAACGGCAAACAGGUCUUGAAGCUCAAACGUGGAGGAGUAAUCCUGCCCACCGCUUGCGCUCUGACGUCCGCUGGAAUCGUCGGUAAAAUGAAAAUGGAUUCCUAUGUGGAGAUCUUGAGGUCACAGAAAGCCGCGAAAGGGGCCUCCUCGUGAGCCUUCUUCUUGAGAGGGAGGAAUCGAUAUUGGGAAGCUCCUGAGAAUCUCGAGGUUGAGCAGGGAGCUCCAUCAAUCGUCCCGGCGGCUUCAGCGACCAUCAUGAAGAGCUCAUCGAGCAUGUCGUUCACGUUUCUACUCAUCUCUGUCGUGAUGCUAUCGAGGGCGGACGGGAAUUCAACAGAAGAGAGAAAUCAACAACAGAUAGGAACUUUCUUCAAGAAAGGCCAUACCAACAAUUGGGCGGUGCUCGUUUGCACUUCUCGAUUUUGGUUCAACUAUCGGCACGUAGCCAACGUGCUUUCUAUCUACCGCAGCGUGAAGCGACUCGGGAUCCCCGACUCCCGCAUCAUACUCAUGCUAGCCGACGACAUGGCCUGUAAUUCUCGGAACCCUUCGCCUGCAACCAUUUUCAACAACAGAGAGCAAGCCAUAAAUGUUUAUGGGGAUGAUGUUGAGGUCGACUACAGAAACUAUGACGUGACUGUUGAGAGUUUCAUCAGGCUCCUCACUGGACGAGUGCCGGAGAACACUCCGACAAGCAAGAGGCUGCAGACAGACGAGCACUCCAAUAUCCUCGUGUACAUGACAGGACAUGGUGGGGAGGGGUUCCUCAAAUUCCAAGAUAGCAAAGAAUUGACGAGUGUCGAACUCGCUGACGCUUUCGAACAAAUGUGGCAGAUGCGGCGCUACCACGAGGUUCUUUACAUUGUUGACUCGUGUCACUCUGAGUCAAUGUUCUUGACGUUCUACUCGCCGAACAUCCUCGCAAUAUCCUCGUCUCGAGUGGACGAGGAUAGUCUCUCGCACCACGGCGACUCGCGCAUCGGUGUGUACGUCAUUGAUCGCUACACAUUUUACGUGCUGCAGUUCCUGGAGAGGGUUCGACCGGACAGCCUUGUUAGCAUGCAUGAGUUCUUCAAGGUCUGCCCAAAAAGCCAGUGCAUCUCUACGGUGGCUACGCGGAAAAACUUGUUCCAACGCGACGUCAAGGAAGCGCAGCUCACAGAUUUUUUCGGCGGUGUGCGGAAUAUCGAGCUAACAUACGAUCUUAUUGAUUUGCCGCAGUCAGCCAUAAGGGCUUGAUCUUCUCUGUUGCCUCGAAGGAGCGGAAAGUUGUGAAGAGCUCAGAAAUGAAAGGAAGUGAAGACCAAAAC
This is a messenger RNA of Galendromus occidentalis (western predatory mite), 1556 nucleotides long. It is a transcript of the gene PIG-K, whose product is annotated as Phosphatidylinositol glycan anchor biosynthesis class K. The record is from RefSeq and is a predicted model, not a curated record. Gene Ontology annotation, molecular function: GPI-anchor transamidase activity. Bases 502 to 1485 code for a protein of 327 amino acids. Gene Ontology annotation, biological process: attachment of GPI anchor to protein; proteolysis. The transcript is spliced from 8 exons. Gene Ontology annotation, cellular component: GPI-anchor transamidase complex. Lineage: Eukaryota; Metazoa; Arthropoda; Arachnida; Mesostigmata; Phytoseiidae.